CGAGGCGGGUGGGCGAGAACUUUCGAAGCGUGAGUGGUCGGAGCCGGCGGUGCGGCUGGAAGGACCUGGCGCAGAGUAAAGCCCCUCCUGGAACUCGGGACCUGGAGCGAGUGCGGAACCCGCCGGGUCACAGGGAGCCCGUCCGCAGGAUCCCUCCGCUGAUCUUCCCUGAUGGAUCAUCUCUGUGAAGCAAAUGGCACUUUUGCCAUCAGGUUAUUGAAAAUGUUAGGUGAAGAGGAUAAGUCACGGAAUGUGUUCAUCUCUCCGCUGAGCAUCUCCUCUGCCCUGGCCAUGGUCUUCAUGGGGGCAAAAGGAAACACUGCCACCCAGAUGUCCCAGGCCCUUUUUUUAAACAAAGAUGGAGAUGUUCACCCAGGUUUCCAGUUGCUUCUCACUGAAGUUAACAAACCCGGAUCUCAGUACUUGCUUAGAACUGCCAACAGGCUCUUUGGAGAAGAAACAUGUAAUUUUCUUUCAGCUUUUAAGGAAUCUUGUCAGAAGUUCUAUCAUGCAGAGCUGGAGGAGCUGUCCUUCGCUAAAGACACAGAAGAAUCCAGAAAACACAUAAACAACUGGGUCGCAGAAAGGACUGAAGGGAAAAUUUCAGAGGUGCUGGGUGCUGGAACCAUUGACUCCCUGACUAAGCUGGUCCUUGUGAAUGCAAUCUAUUUCAAAGGAAAGUGGAAGGAGCAAUUUGACAAAAACUACACAAGAAGAAUGCCCUUUAAAAUCAACCAGGAUAAAAAGACAGUGCAGAUGAUGUUUAAGCAGGCUAAAUUUAGGAUACGGUAUGUGGACGAGGUGCACACCCAGGUCCUGGAGCUGCCCUACGUGGGGAAGGAGCUGAGCAUGGUCAUUUUGCUUCCGGAUGACGACACCGACCUCACCGUGGUGGAAAAGGAACUUACAUAUGAGAAGUUCAAAGCCUGGACAAAUCCAGAAGAGAUGACUACAAGUGAAGUUCAAGUUUUCCUCCCCCGGUUAAAGUUGGAGGAGAGUUAUGACUUGGAGUCUUUUCUUCGGCGUUUAGGAAUGUCUGAUGCUUUUGAGGAAGUCAAGGCUGACUUUUCUGGGAUGUCAACCGAGAAGAAUGUGUACAUCUCCAAGGUUGCACACAAGUGCUUUGCAGAGGUCAACGAGGAGGGCACAGAGGCAGCCGCGGCCAGCGCGGUGGUCAUGAACACCAGGAGCAUCAGCACAGAGUCACGGUUUUGUGCAGACCACCCUUUCCUCUUGUUCAUCAGGCACCACAAGACCAACAGCAUUCUCUUCUGCGGCAGGUUCUCAUCUCCAUGAAGAGGUGCUAUUGCCGCACGUGCACUCUUUCCCUCUGCCUGCUGUGCCUUCCUUUAAAUUCUAUGUGGCCAAAG
Molecule: messenger RNA, 1370 nt
Organism: Trichechus manatus latirostris (Florida manatee)
Lineage: Eukaryota; Metazoa; Chordata; Mammalia; Sirenia; Trichechidae
Product: serpin B8
Exons: 7
Coding region: 172-1296 (374 amino acids)
Cellular component (GO): cytoplasm
Molecular function (GO): serine-type endopeptidase inhibitor activity
Source: RefSeq, a predicted model, not a curated record